CUAGAUCAGCUCAGCGAAAAAUUAGCAACAGGGAUUUCUUCGGAAUGAACAUUGUCCACAACUUGCAUUGAGUAACGUAAAGGUUUAGCACUACUCCACACCUGAAAGAUCGUUAUGGCAUCGUCUUUUCAGGUAACACAAGGUGACGAUGGGAGUCACAUAUACAAGGCUCCAAAUCACUGCAGGAAAGCCUUGGAGAUGCUUGCCCAAUGCUGGCGCCAGUACCCGAGCCUCUGUGACGCCAUCAUCAAUGUUCAAGACCUGCAGUUCAAUGCUCAUAGGGCCAUCCUUAUGGCAUGUAGUAAUUUCUUCAGCGAUAUAUACAACGCAUUGCCUUCAGGCAGUCACAAUCCAGAACUGCUAAGGAAGAGUGUCCGCCUAUCUCACCUGGCUCCCGCAUCUUUCCACAUGUUCCUAGAGUUUGCUUACACGGGAAAGCUUGAUCUGAGCAUAAAGACAGUCGAGAUGUGGUUGGAGAUAGGGUUUACACUGAAGGUGCCUAUGGUGAAGGAUGCAGCCUGUACCUUCUUGAAGAGUCAGACCAACACAGAUAACUGCAUGGAUAUCAUUGGUAUUGCUGAGAAAUAUGAUUUGUCAGAGAUAAAACACCAUGCAAAUCGGGCAAUGUGUGAACGCCUCAUUCAACUUUCUCAAUCAUUUCAUGAAGGAAAUCGUUCAGAUGAAGCUGACAUGUGUUCAGACACAGAUGAUAUCAAUGAUGAAGGAGGAGCAGAGGACAUUGAAAAUAUUGAUGAGGAGGAGGAAAAUGAGCAGUCAUCAAGGAUACCCCAAGCCCGACUAGCCAGCAAAGACAAGGCAUCUCCUCGAAAGGUGGAAACCAAAGCUGCCUUGAAAGCAGUUAACCUCAGACCUAGGAAACCUAAGAAAUCGCCAGAACCAAGGGCUCCAUCACAAAGAGUCCUCAAACAACGCGCUUUAAAAGCAAAGCAAAAUCCUAUUGUUACCACUGCAAAGGUGAAGAAGGAGUAUCCUUGCAAAUUCUGUGAUACAAUCUGUAAGAGACAUAGUGAGUUAAAGAGUCACUAUAGGAUCGUCCAUGCAAAGUGCAAAAAAUGUCAGAAGGUGUUCCACAAUGAUGAGGAACUCAAAGAACACCUAGAGGUUCACAGACAGCGUGAGUUGAAUGCCAGGAAAGUGAAGUCUUACAUUUGCCCAUACUGUGGAAAGAAUUGCCAUGUGAACUCGGCAUUGAAAAUUCACAUACGCACACACACUGGGGAGAAACCAUUUAAAUGUGAUAUUUGCGGUGCCCGAUUCAUUCAGUCCAUCAAUUUGAAAAGGCAUAUUCUGUCUUAUCACAAAGAUGGCGAGCCUUAUGCUUGUAGUGUCUGUGGAAAGAAGUUCAGGGUUUUGGUGUACCUGAAAAGCCAUGAAAUAACCCAUAGCAAGGAUCGGCCAUUCCAGUGUGAGGCCUGCGGUGCCAUGUUUAAACGCAAGAGUGACCUACGAAGUCAUAGACGCGUACACAACUCUGAAAAACCAUACGGAUGUAGCAUCUGUCAUACCAAGUUCAAGACUACUAACGAUCUCAAGGCUCACAUGCUUAUUCAUAAUGACCAGAAGCCACAUGUAUGUAAUCAAUGUGGAGCAAGUUUCAAGCGAAGUGGUCACCUCAACAGGCAUGCAAAGAUCCACACCAAAAGCAGACCAUUUGCCUGUGAUCAGUGUGGGGCUCAGUUCAAUCGUAAGGAGAAUCUUCGCAGUCAUCAGCGAAUCCAUACAGGAGAAUAUGCAUAUAGUUGCAAAGUUUGUAACACUAAUUUCAGACACAUCAGCAGUCUCAAGAUCCAUGAAAAGAGUCAUUGGCCGGUAAAGACACCGCAACCACAGAAGGAAGAGACACAGGAAGGUAUACUGAUGCAUCUUCUGACACCACCCAAUAGAACAACCACACCUAUGGUACCAACAGGUGACCAACAAUCAAUUCAAUUCAACACAUCACAACAGGCGACAGCAGCAGCUCCCAUCCAGAUAAGGGUUGCACCUUCCAAUCUACAAGAGCUAACCGGAGGAGUGGCUACUUCAAAUGGCAUCGAUAUCACUCUGGUGAACUUAGCAACGGGUACCUUGAACCAACCGAGACACUCGCCCUCGCCGCCGUCAGAACCAGCUCAGCUACAGCCUGUCUUGCCAUCUCAUCCUAUGAUCCAGCAUCCUAGUCCCAAUCCGGCUGCGUUACUGUCCCUUAACACUACACAAGCCUUGGCCCAGGUCCAAGCAGAAGCCCAGGCUCAGAUCCAAGCUCAGAUCAAUUCACAGACUGUUCCUUUGCAACUGACUACCCAUCAUCAUCAUGGUAAUCAUGGUCAUCACCAUGGACAUCAGCAGACUGCCCAGUCUCUUAUCGCCGGCUCAAUCCCAACAGCUACAGUUCAAGAGACAAAUCAAUUUAUCUUGCAAUGAAGAAGGAAUAAUGUAUUGAUGCGAUCUGAAAUAUCUCUAUGACACAAAAUGUAAUCAAAUAUUUUUUUAAAACUGUAUAUAGACAUUUCUAUCUACUAUACCAAAUUAACACCAUGUACCAUAUUUUAAAUGAACCAAGAAUGACAUUUUUUCUUUGACCACAUCAUGAUUGCCACCACCCGAUUUGACCUAAAAAAAUUGUUCUAUUGUCCUCAUCAUCAUCAUCAUCGCUGUACCGAAGAAGUAGGUAGUCCUGUAGUGCUUCCGAUCAUUCCUUUGAGGUUACUUAAACUGGUCUUUAAAAAUAAAUAAACGUGUGUGGAGGGCGGAUAUUUAUGGAAGAAUUUGGUGCAUGGAAGACCAGUGUUUGUCCAGUCUAGUUUUGCAAAUGUUUAAAGUGGAUGCCGAGAUUACAGAAGAAGGAAGACUGUUCCAGGAGUCGAUCACUCUCUGACCAAUGCUGUUUUUCCUUAGUGAUGAGUUGCUUCUAUAUUUGUACAGCUUCAUGUGAUGACCUCGAGUGCUACUUUGGCCUACGGGUGUAAAGAAGAGAUCUGGAUCAAAGUAUAAUUGGGUUGGUUGGUCGGUUUUAUCUUUUUUUUUUUCAAAUACCUUUUCUGCUGUACUGCACACAGAUAAUCAUGCAUGGGAUGAUUCAUGUAUGUAGUCAAGCAUGUCAAAGCACAUAUGAAAGUGCUUUUUUAAGCAAAUGAAAACUAAUUUGAGCAAAAUCCUUGCCCAAAUCUGACGAUCUCUUUAAAAAAACAUUGCAUCUGCAUAUUUUGGGUCUGCUAAAAAGAAGAGAAGAAAAUAGUAAAUGAUUUUUGCAUUUUAAUUCGGUCGGAUGAGGGCAACAGAACAAUUUUUUAGGCCUCAUAUUGAUGAGAACAUUCAUUUACAGAAACAAAAUGUCUGUAAGUUAUUAUUUACAGAAAAUAUUUAAUGUUCAUUACAUACUUGUAUGUACAUCAUGAAUCAUCCAAUACAAAAGAACCUGUAUUUAUUACUCAGAUUCUUUUCGCUGGAGUGAUAGAACCAAUGAUUGUCAACCUAGUUGGAGCAGCGGCAAAGCCCAUUCUAUGUUUGAAAAAUAAAUGAUUAUUACAGCAAUGGACACUGGCGGACAUACAUGUAAGGUAUUACAUAGUGUAAAAACACAAAU
Molecule: messenger RNA, 3586 nt
Organism: Lytechinus variegatus (green sea urchin)
Lineage: Eukaryota; Metazoa; Echinodermata; Echinoidea; Temnopleuroida; Toxopneustidae
Product: zinc finger protein 37-like
Exons: 4
Coding region: 115-2424 (769 amino acids)
Molecular function (GO): protein binding
Source: RefSeq, a predicted model, not a curated record